Molecule: messenger RNA, 3493 nt
Organism: Pseudonaja textilis
Lineage: Eukaryota; Metazoa; Chordata; Lepidosauria; Squamata; Elapidae
Gene: RTCB
Product: RNA 2',3'-cyclic phosphate and 5'-OH ligase
Biological process (GO): tRNA splicing, via endonucleolytic cleavage and ligation
Cellular component (GO): tRNA-splicing ligase complex; nucleus
Molecular function (GO): RNA ligase (GTP) activity; RNA ligase (ATP) activity
Source: RefSeq, a predicted model, not a curated record
GGAGUCAUCUCGGCCUCCGUACUGGCGUAAGUGAACGUGGCCGGGCUUUGCCGAGAAUUACCUGAGGAAAAAAACGUUUUUCUGUUAUAGUUACUUGGGAGCGUUUUCUUGCUUUCGCCAUGAGUCGAAACUACAACGAUGAAUUGCAAUAUUUGGAUAAACUGGAUAAGAACUGCUGGCGCAUCAAGAAAGGAUUUGUGCCCAACAUGAACGUGGAGGGUGUGUUUUAUGUGAACGAUCCUUUGGAGAAGUUGAUGUUUGAAGAACUAAGAAAUGCAUGCCGAGGUGGAGGUGUUGGUGGCUUUCUUCCAGCCAUGAAACAAAUUGGCAAUGUAGCUGCAUUACCUGGUAUUGUUCAUCGAUCUAUUGGACUUCCUGAUGUUCAUUCAGGGUAUGGCUUUGCUAUUGGCAAUAUGGCAGCCUUUGAUAUGAGUGAUCCAGAAGCAGUAGUUUCACCAGGAGGUGUAGGGUUUGACAUUAACUGUGGUGUUCGAUUGCUGCGGACCAACCUUGAUGAGUGUGAUGUCCAGCCAGUGAAGGAGCAGCUUGCACAAUCCAUGUUUGACCACAUUCCUGUAGGGGUGGGAUCCAAGGGUGUCAUCCCCAUGAAUGCCAAGGACCUGGAGGAAGCUUUAGAGAUGGGGGUAGACUGGUCCUUACGAGAGGGCUAUGCCUGGGCUGAAGAUAAAGAGCACUGUGAAGAAUAUGGGAGGAUGUUGCAGGCAGAUCCAAAUAAAGUGUCGGCAAGAGCUAAGAAAAGAGGUUUACCUCAGCUGGGGACUUUGGGAGCAGGAAACCACUAUGCUGAGAUACAGGUGGUGGAUGACAUUUAUAAUGAAUAUGCUGCCCGAAAGAUGGGUAUAGACCAUAAGGGACAAAUAUGUGUGAUGAUCCACAGUGGGAGCAGAGGCCUUGGCCACCAAGUAGCUACAGAUGCCUUAGUAGCUAUGGAAAAAGCAAUGAAACGAGACAAGAUCAUAGUGAAUGACCGUCAAUUGGCAUGUGCCAGAAUAGCUUCUCAGGAAGGCCAAGAUUAUUUGAAAGGGAUGGCAGCAGCUGGAAACUAUGCAUGGGUCAAUCGUUCCUCCAUGACUUUUCUUACUAGACAGGCAUUUGCUAAAGUCUUCAACACCACCCCCGAUGAUCUGGACAUGCAUGUAAUCUACGAUGUGUCUCACAACAUUGCAAAAGUAGAACAGCAUGUGGUAGAUGGAAAAGAACGGACCUUGUUGGUGCAUAGGAAAGGAUCAACCAGAGCAUUCCCUCCUCACCACCCUCUUAUAGCUGUGGAUUACCAACUGACCGGCCAGCCAGUGUUGAUCGGCGGAACAAUGGGAACUUGCAGUUACGUCCUUACUGGUACUGAACAAGGCAUGACUGAAACCUUUGGAACCACCUGCCAUGGAGCAGGCCGUGCAUUGUCCCGUGCCAAAUCACGACGUAACUUGGAUUUCCAGGAUGUGUUGGACAAGUUGGCAGAUAUGGGGAUUGCGAUCCGUGUUGCAUCUCCCAAACUAGUCAUGGAAGAAGCUCCUGAAUCUUAUAAGAAUGUGACAGAUGUGGUUAACACCUGCCAUGCAGCUGGCAUCAGCAAGAAAGCAAUUAAACUGAGGCCCAUUGCAGUAAUCAAAGGGUGAAGAAGCCAUUCACAGAAUCUUGACAGAAACUCUUCUUACUCAGACUACUUGUUAAUUAUGUUUCCAUCCAGAUGGAAACUCUCACAAACUGUUUGUUAGAACUUUUGGACUUAAGAAAUAUGGUACAAAAAAGAUAAACCAAGAUCUGUUGCUCUUUUGAUCUAAUGGCAAGUUGUCUGAAGCUGACUGAGUUUCUUUAAGGGAAAAAUGUGAAACAGUUUUUCAGAAGAUUAUCUGAUCCUAAUAAACGGUCUGUUCUGUCUAUAAUGAGAUUUCUGACCAGUGCUAAUAUGAUAGCUAUCUUUUUUCAAGAAGGCUGGGUGAGUUUUCCCCCCUAACUUUAGUUGUUUCUCUCUAAUAAAGACUUAGAGUCCCAAGUAAUAAUAUAUAACAUCUCUUGAAUUUAUUCGUUAGCAUGACAGUUUUUGACCAAUAAAUUAAGCCUGACUAAGCUAGUAAUCUGUAGGAUGUAGCAAAAUUUGCAAAUGUUCUUACUACAGACGUCCGUGAAGCAGCAGUUUCUUCUGAGGUGUUUUUGACUAAGCAAGGAUAAGUUGCAUCCCCACUACACAACAGAGGGUACUUCUUAGGAGCAGUUGAUUCUGUGCACAUCUCAGAGUAAUAUCUCUAUCUGAAGUUUUACUUGUACUUUAGUGGAGGAACAAUACUACAUUCUGAAAAAGAAAACCAGCUUUCCAUUGAAGACAUAGCUAGCUUUCAGUAAUGCUUUAAGCCAUUCCUGUCUAGAACAUACCUAAUAGCUAUAUCGAUAAAGAGCUGAGGUGGUGCAGUGGUUAGAAUGCAGUAUUGUAGGCUAAUUCUGCCAACUUCCAGCAGUUCGAUUCUCACCAGCUCAAGGUUGACUCAACGUUCCAUCUUUCCGAGGUUGGCAAAAUGAGGACCCAGGGUAAUAUGCUGACUCUGUAAACUGCUUAGAGAGGGCUAUGAAGCACUGUUAUAUAAGUCUAAGUGCUAUUGCUGUUGCUAUCCUCCAAGCUGUCAUUAAAAAAUACAAAAACUUGGUCUUUUGUUGCAUCUUCUGAACACUGACUAAAUAGACCGUGUAGAUAGAGCAGUAUCUGAGUUACUUCUUAAAAUGGCAAACUGGAAAUCAUAUUGAUUGUACUGUUUUUGACUUUACUUCUAUCUUAUAAAUUUAAAUGGCUGCUUAUUUACAUUUUUUUAAAAAAAUCUCCAAGACUUUCCAGAUCUUGAAACCUUCUAAAUAAAGCUGCAAGGAAAUAAUUGCAAAAGUUCAGAAGUUACCUUUCAUUUAAAGACAAUCAGAUCUAUUUGUAAUUUAGGAGUAAAGCAGAUGUUCUGAAGUGGGGAGAUGGUAUUGCUGCUACUCCGCGGUAUAAGUAAUUUAAUUUGAACUUUACAAAUAAUCUCUAGUAGUCCUAAAUUCAGUCUGUUUGGACUAAGUGUGUUGAUUUUUCAGAACUCACAAUGAGUUCUUCUGCUUCAUUAUAAAAUGUGUUACAAUGAGUGCCAUCAGUAGAGGGCAGCUUAUUAAAGAUAAACUGAAAGAAAUGGCAUUACUAGAGAAAAGUUUGAAAGAAACACUGGAUAAAGAGUGCAGUAUUCUUUUGAAAAAGAUUGGUAAACUGAUGUCACUAGUAGUUUGCAAUUAAUUUAACAAGCCCAAUAAACUAAAGUUUAAACAGGAUAAAACAGAAAAUAGUUUGUAAAAGCUAUAUAAAUCUACUCUUCAGACUAAGAGCAUGACUUAUGUGUGCUGAAUCUCUGUGCCGUUUUGGCACUAUUGCAAACAAUAACAAGAUCACAUUGUCUUUAGUAUGAAAACAGAAAGAUAGAAAAGUCGACAUUCUAAUUACAAAAAACACUCUCUCCUA